UAGCUACUAGCUAGGCUACGUCACAGUCUUGAUUUGGGGCGAGGGCUUGCAGGAGAUUGAAUAGUGGCAGAGACGCUGUGAAUAUUGACGUUUUUUUAAACCACACAACCAAAGUAUAUUACAAUACAGAACGGUUUCACGCAUAUUUGUGAGGAUAUAUCACCGGAAGAAGAUGGGUAGCUGCCUUACAGUUGGACCAAAUGAAGCCGUGGUUGUUUCUGGUGCCUGUUGUGGCUCAGAUGAGAAGACCUACAUGGUGGGGGGCUGGGCCUGGGCCUGGUGGCUCAUCACUGACAUUCAAAGGAUUACACUGGAGAUUAUGACACUCCAACCUAAGUGUGAGGAUGUUGAGACUGCUGAAGGGGUCGCCAUCACUGUCACUGGGGUGGCACAGAUCAAAGUGAUGACAGAUCAUGAUCUUUUGGCAAUUGCUUGCGAGCAGUUUUUGGGCAAAUCCGUCCCUGAAAUCAAAGGAGUGGUUUUGCAAACCUUGGAGGGACAUUUACGCUCAAUUCUAGGCACACUGACAGUGGAGCAAAUCUACCAGGACAGGGACAAGUUUGCCCAGCUGGUAAGGGAGGUGGCAGCUCCCGACGUGGGCAGGAUGGGCAUCGAGAUCCUCAGCUUCACUAUCAAGGAUGUCUAUGAUAAACUGGACUACCUGAGCUCCCUGGGGAAAACUCAGACAGCAGCAGUUCAGAGGGAUGCAGACAUCGGUGUGGCAGAGGCAGAAAGGGAUGCUGGGAUAAGAGAAGCAGAGUGCAAGAAGGAGAUGAUGGAUGUCAAGUUCCUGGCCGACACCAAGAUGGCCGACUCCAAACGAAAACUUGAACUGCAGAAGGCUGCUUUCAACCAAGAAGUCAACACCAAGAAAGCGGAAGCUCAGCUGGCCUAUGAGCUGCAGGCAGCUAAAGAACAGCAGAAGAUCAGGCUGGAGGAGAUAGAGAUUGAGGUGGUUCAGAGGAAGAAGCAGAUCACCAUUGAGGAGAAGGAGAUUGUCCGCACAGAGAAGGAGCUCAUCGCCAUGGUGAAGAGGCCUGCCGAGGCAGAGGCAUACAAGAUGCAGCAGCUGGCUGAGGGACAGAAGAUGAAGAAGGUUCUGAUGGCCCAGGCGGAGGCAGAGAAGAUCCGGAGGAUAGGCGAGGCAGAGGCCUGCUCCAUAGAGGCUAUAGGGAAGGCUGAGGCUGAGAAGAUGAGGCUGAAGGCUGAGGCCUACCAGCAGUAUGGAGAGGCAGCCAAGACUGCUCUGGUCCUGGAGGCCCUACCCAAGAUUGCAGCCAAGGUGGCGGCACCGCUGGCCAGGACCAAUGAGAUAGUCAUCCUGAGCGGGAAGGGCAACCGUGUGACUGGGGAAGUGAAUCGCCUCCUGGCUGAACUUCCAGUGUCCGUCAACGCCCUCACUGGAAUUGACCUAUCAAAGAUCCCACUACUGCAGAAGAUGAGCUAUGCUCAGGCCUGAAAACAAUCUCUCCCUUCUACUCCAAUAUCUGUUUUAUGCACUCCCAUAGACUGCCUUCAAUACACUUGAAAUUAUAUAUAUAUACACACACACACACACAGUGGGGAGAACAAGUAUUUGAUACACUGCCGAUUUUGCAGGUUUUCCUACUUACAAAGCAUGUAGAGGUCUGUAAUUUUUAU
Molecule: messenger RNA, 1641 nt
Organism: Oncorhynchus mykiss (rainbow trout)
Lineage: Eukaryota; Metazoa; Chordata; Actinopteri; Salmoniformes; Salmonidae
Product: flotillin-2
Biological process (GO): regulation of myoblast differentiation; protein localization to plasma membrane
Cellular component (GO): flotillin complex; cytoplasmic vesicle; plasma membrane
Molecular function (GO): protease binding
Source: RefSeq, a predicted model, not a curated record